Molecule: messenger RNA, 2841 nt
Organism: Manduca sexta (tobacco hornworm)
Lineage: Eukaryota; Metazoa; Arthropoda; Insecta; Lepidoptera; Sphingidae
Gene: svp
Product: steroid receptor seven-up, isoforms B/C
Exons: 4
Coding region: 488-1324 (278 amino acids)
Biological process (GO): regulation of transcription by RNA polymerase II; cell differentiation; anatomical structure development
Molecular function (GO): nuclear receptor activity; RNA polymerase II cis-regulatory region sequence-specific DNA binding
Source: RefSeq, a predicted model, not a curated record
GCGCCCUGGCCCGACCCGAGCUCAGUCGCGCCUGAACCGCGACCCCUGACACACAAGCGCGUCGCGCGUUUCUCGCCCCGCGACCGCAACCGGCAUCAUCACGCACGGAGCGCUAGUUUACGGCGGGGUCGGAGGCCCGGGGCUUUGCCCUCCGAGGGCCCCUGACCUCCCGCCUCUGGAGCUUGGCUUCCGCGGCAGCAGUUGGCGCGAUGACGAGCUGUUGCCGUCGACUCCCGCGAGUCAGGCCGCGUCCACGCAGAGCGGCUCCUCUGCGACGGACAAGGGCCAGAACGUGGAGUGCGUGGUCUGCGGAGACAAGUCCUCGGGGAAACACUACGGCCAGUUCACGUGCGAGGGUUGCAAAUCAUUUUUCAAGAGGUCCGUGAGGAGGAACUUGACGUACUCCUGUCGUGGUAACAGGAACUGCCCGAUCGAUCAGCACCACAGAAAUCAAUGCCAGUACUGCAGAUUAAGAAAAUGUCUCAAAAUGGGCAUGAGGAGAGAAGUCCAAAGAGGCCGGGUGCCGCCCACGCAGCCCGCAGGCCUGGCGCUGCCGGGCCAGUUCGCGCUGGCCAACGGCGACCCGACCGCCGGGCUCAACAGCCACCCCUACCUCUCGUCCUACAUCUCGCUGCUCCUCCGGGCCGAGCCGUACCCCACCUCGAGAUACGGCCAGUGCGUCCAGCCCACCAACGUCAUGGGAAUAGACAAUAUCUGCGAGUUGGCCGCGAGGCUACUCUUCUCGGCGGUGGAGUGGGCGCGAAACAUCCCCUUCUUCCCCGAGUUACAAGUGACAGACCAGGUGGCGCUGUUGAGGCUCGUCUGGUCGGAACUGUUUGUGCUAAACGCGUCCCAGUGCUCGAUGCCGCUGCACGUGGCGCCCCUACUGGCGGCGGCCGGGCUGCACGCCUCGCCGAUGGCGGCGGACCGCGUUGUCGCCUUCAUGGAUCACAUACGGAUCUUCCAAGAACAAGUGGAGAAGUUGAAAGCUCUCCACGUGGACUCGGCGGAGUACUCCUGUCUGAAGGCCAUCGUCCUCUUCACGACAGAUGCGUGCGGUCUAUCAGACGUGUCACACAUAGAGAGCCUGCAGGAGAAGUCCCAGUGCGCACUAGAAGAAUACUGCAGGAGUCAGUACCCCAACCAGCCCACGAGGUUUGGGAAGCUACUCCUCCGACUGCCCUCGCUAAGGACCGUCAGCUCACAAGUCAUAGAGCAGCUAUUCUUCGUGCGGCUGGUGGGGAAGACGCCCAUCGAGACCCUCAUCAGGGACAUGCUGCUCUCAGGGAGUUCGUUCUCAUGGCCGUACAUGGCGACCAUGUGACACACGAUGUGGAGGCAGCUGGCGGCGGCAUGAUCCACGCCCUACGGCUUCCCGCCGUAUCUGCCGAGCCAGCGGUUCGACCCGUUCCAGAGGUACCAGCGUGAGAUGCCGCAGCCAGAGGACGCGGUGACGUCAUCGAGCGAGUUCCAAGAGAACACGGACGCGAGCAGCGAGUACUUCGGGUCGAGGAGCAGAGAAAGCGAGAGAGCCGAUCCAUGUCCCACUUUCGACCCGGUGUCGGCGUUCUACGCGCCCAAGUCGACCGACAGCCAGGAGGUGUUCGACGUGGCGACGACUAGCGAGCCGCCGAAGAAUUCGCAGAAGACGUCGCUCAUGAUCGACAAUCUGCUGAACAUCCGCCAGGAGUCGUGCUCCAUCCCGGACAUGAAGUGACAUUACAGUUUAGUGGGGUCAGUAGUGUUGUUAGUUCAAGAUUUUUGUUCCUCUGUAAAAAUAUUAGAAUAGAUGUUAAUAUUUAAUUGUAAAUAAAAUGUUUUUAUUGUAAAUGAGUAGUUAAGUACGGAAGCGUUUUCUACGAGUGCGAUGGAUGGAGAAUGAUUUUUAUUCCAAUUUUUUCCUCGUCAAUGCCAACGUAGGUUUAAGAUAAAACAAUUAUGUAAAAAGCAAUCCCAGUUUACAGAACGCAAUAAGUUUGUACAUGAGUCGUGCAAUGUUGGUGUGUAGUUAUAUGUAUAGACGUAAAUUAAUGAAUUUGUUUGGAAUCUUUUUUAUUUUUAUAUAAAACGACGCUGCUUUUGAAUGAGGGAAAACUAUCUUUUUGGGUAUCGUAAACAUUUUACGGAAUAAAGUUGUUUCUGCUCCUUAUUUAAAACUAGCAUCGUUUCUAUGUUUUUUUUUCAACUGGUGCUCUUUACUUCAUAUUAUUUGUACAAUUCCGUAAAGCAUUUAUCAUGAAAGAAUAUAGUACGUAACGUACAAAAUUUAGUGGACUUAAAGUGUUAUAAAUUAUUUAUACCCUGUGUGGUUUAUUUUUUAAAUUAGUGGGAUACGUACAAUUAAUUUAUGGUUAUAUUUUUGGUGCUUAUUCAACCAUGUUGACAAACUAUUUUUGUUAAAUAUUUAAUCGUAUAACUUUGCUACUGUAAAUAGACUUAUAUUGAAUUAUCCAUAAAGCCUAAUUUCCAAAAUAGCGUUCAAGCAAUUUAAAAUUAAUUUAUUCAUCUAUUUUAACGCAUGUCAGUUUAAGCACCAAAAAUAAAUCAUUAACGACAAUUUAUUUAGUUUUAUGUUUAAAUGUCACAAAUUUAAGCAUUUCCUGUAAUAUGCAACUGAAAGUUAUUCGACGGACAGUGCCGCGAUUUUAGACCUUAAAUGUAAUUUAAUAAGGUUGAAAAUGGGCAUUUUUAUGGUCAAACUUUCAAAAGAGAAGCAAUGUAUUUAUUCGAUUACAAAAUGUACAGUAACGAUGUAAAAUAGUCGGUGUGUACGAGAAAUGUAUGGAGUUGUAUAAAAAAUUAAUGAUAAUGAGGAAUAAAAGAUGUCUCUCUGGAUUUUCA